CAAGUACAAAGACUGCAAAGCUUCCAAGUCUGAUUCGACGUCCAUCCUGAGCUUCUCGGUAUUAUGCUUCUCUUGGCCAAGUCUCUUGCUGUUCUUGCAGCAUUGCUGCUCAACUCCAGCGUCUUUGCACACCCUGGACAUGAUGUCUCCGGGGAGGUGGCUCAACGUGCGACGUAUAUUUCGACCGCAGAAAAGCGCUCGUUGUCCCAUUGCUCCGCCAAGUUAAAGGAAAGAGGAUUCCAAGAUCGUUCAAUUGCUCGACGGCAUGAAUUGGUUCAAGCUCUCCGAAAGAAGCGUUCCCUCGAGGUCCGUGAUUUCAGGACUGCACUCAAUACUUCCCAUCAUUCGACCGAAAAAUAUACGGCUCAGACGGACCCUGGAGUUAUUUUUGCUGGAAACAGGUCUUGUAUUCUCUCACCUGAGGUCACUGAAGGCCCAUAUUACGUCAGUGGAGAGCUCGUGCGCCAGAAUGUAGUAGAGAAGGAGAAGGGGGUACCGUUGACCUUCGAGGUACAAGUCAUCAACAUUAAGACCUGUGAGCCCAUGAAGGGAGUGUUGCUUGAGAUGUGGCAUUGCAACAGCACAGGUGUGUAUGGUGGUAUUUCGGGAGGAAACGCAGCUGGUGUCUCCGAUGAUCGCGAACUUAACAACACCAUGUUGCGCGGUAUCCAGCCAAGCAAGAAAGAUGGCGUUCUACUCUUCGACACCAUCUUCCCAGGGCACUACGUUGGCCGCACUCCUCAUAUCCACGUCAUGGCUCACCUCAACGCCACUAUUCUCCCGAACAACACCGUAUCUGGAGGUACCGUCUCACACGUCGGCCAACUCUUCUUCGACCAAUCCCUUAUAUCCGCUGUUGAAGCCACAGCCCCGUACAAGACCAAUACCCAACCUCUUACGACGAACGAGCAAGACUUUAUCAUGGCUCAAGAAGCCGAAACUGGAGACCCGAUUCUCGAAUACACUCUCCUCGGUUCCAAAAUCGAAGAGGGGCUCUUUGGUUGGAUCGCUUUCGGUGUCGAUCCGACUGCUAACCGGACCGUGAACGCCGCGGCUAGCUUUGGAAAGGAUGGAGGAAAGGCGAAUCCAAAUCCGUUUGGACCUGGUGGACCGAUGCCUAGCGGAGGCUUCCCGGGAGGAUUUCCAAGUGGAAUGCCGUUCCCUCCUGGGUUUACUGGAUUCCCAUCGGGGUUUCAGCCCCCGUCCGGGUUCCCAGUGCCCACGAGCUUUCCCCAACCCAGCGUGAGUAGCGUUGCCAAGUCGAAGACGACGGGCAUGUAG
This is a messenger RNA of Lindgomyces ingoldianus, 1281 nucleotides long. RefSeq names its product extracellular dioxygenase-like protein. The record is from RefSeq and is a predicted model, not a curated record. Gene Ontology annotation, molecular function: ferric iron binding; oxidoreductase activity, acting on single donors with incorporation of molecular oxygen, incorporation of two atoms of oxygen. Bases 64 to 1281 code for a protein of 405 amino acids. Lineage: Eukaryota; Fungi; Ascomycota; Dothideomycetes; Pleosporales; Lindgomycetaceae. The transcript has 4 exons.